CAUUCCAUCCACCAACUCUAAAAAAACUCAAAACUAAGAAACAUUCGGACGCUAGAGAUGGCAACUAAGCUUCUGCUGUCUGCUGUCCUUCUCUUCUUCUUUCUGAAAGUGAACGGCCAGAGAUGUGACUUCUCAAGCAUCGAGAUUGGGAUCACAAACACCGGAAAGAUGUUCAGAUACGAUUCAGUGUUCGAGGUGGAGAUCAAGAACAAUUGCCGAUGUACACUGAUCAACGUGUUCUUGAACUCAGAGGGCUUCGCGAGCACUACCAAUGUAGACCCGAAUAUGUUUAGAAGGGACCGCGAUGGUUAUCUGGUAAAUGAUGGGAAGGGCAUCCUGAGCUCUCAGUCUGUCAAGUUUCAGUAUGCGUGGGAUAGAGCGUUCAAGAUGACUCCACUAAAUUUUCAGGUUGCUUGUUGAUUGAGGAAUUCUUUUUAUAUCAUGAAGAGAAUUAUAUGAUUUUGAAGUGUUUUCUUCAUUUUAAAGUGUGGAUGGAUGGCCUUCGGUUCUAUGAUAGUUGUAAUUUUCUUGUGAUCGAAGUUGUCGACAUUAGUACAUUUUAAUAGAAGUUUUGAAGUAUACUCUUAUAAGCAUCAGUGCAGAUUAGCUCUUGUUAUAUGUUGACUGUGGACCAAAUUACUUCCUUUGUUUGUAUGUGUCAUUGAUGCAUCUAGUGCUCGUAAAACCAUGAGAAAUUGUUGAUUUAAAAAUUGUUUCAUGAGACAAAUUUAUUCAUUGUGUUCUACAUAAAUUU
This is a messenger RNA of Asparagus officinalis (garden asparagus), 754 nucleotides long. RefSeq names its product TPD1 protein homolog 1-like. Lineage: Eukaryota; Viridiplantae; Streptophyta; Magnoliopsida; Asparagales; Asparagaceae. The record is from RefSeq and is a predicted model, not a curated record. Gene Ontology annotation, biological process: cell fate determination. The transcript has 2 exons. Bases 58 to 420 code for a protein of 120 amino acids.